GCCACCGCCUCAGGGGCGGUGCCGCCCGGCGCCAUUCCCCCGCCGCGCUCCGCUCCGCUCCGCCCCGCCCCGGCAGCCUGCAGGCGCCGGGGGGCGCAGGUUGUCGGGUACCGGGGGCAGGGGAUGUAAAGGUCGGGGGGCUUCUCCUGGAGGGGGCGGAGAGGGGUCUGGGUCCCGCAGUGAGGCCGCGGCUUAGGGCGCCCUGCGGGUUACUGCCAUUUCCAUUAACCUUUUGGCGUUUAUCCCGCGAUCGACAUCUUCCUUGCAGGAAGCAAGGCUUUUGGGCCUGUAACACUCAGUUAAGGUUGGAAAGAUGGGAAAUGCAGAAAGCAAUGCCUAUCGGAACCACCUUUCCAGAUUUCUUCCUGAGGAGCAGUCUGACAUUGAUGGAGUAUUCGAUACCUUAUCGGGAUCAAGUGGCUCAUCAGCAGCAAAAAAUGGAAAAGCUACAAAGAAAACUGUGACUCUGGGAGCGCUACAGGCGUAUAUGCGAGAACCAUUACCAGAGCAAAUGACUGUUCGGUUGUACAAUGGGAUGAAAAGUAUUGACCUGACUGGGAAAUCGUCUGAGCUGAGCGAACAGAUUGCUAAGGAGCAGUUUGUAAUUUUUAUGUCAAACCUCUUAAAAGGGAAUGCAGAUGAGAAGAUUACCAUAAUAAUGAGAAUGAUCUCCACGACAGAAGGUCCUGUGAAGGGCAAGCAAAUCCAAGAGUUCACAGAGGAUCUGAUCAUGUCUGUGGUCCAUGUACUGAGCUACAGGAAGGAAUUGAAAGGUUGGAAUUUGGAGAACACGAGGGAUUCUGCAGGUGGAAUAAAGGCUCUGGCUUCUCAGCUGCUGUCAGAAUUGAAGCUUGCAGAUGGGGCAAAACCUGUGGGUCCUCAGCUAAUGGAGAUGAAUUUUGAUCAAAGUGUCAUUGAGGAUUGGGUGUACCGAGUUCCACACAUCUCAACUUUUCUCAGUGUUGUUAUCAGGCAAGGCCUCCAUGUUCUGCACUCUCUCCCAGACCAAACCAAAGAAAUAGUCAACUUGGUUCCAGGCUGCAAAGGCAUCAAAGGAAGAGGACUUGUCAGUCUCUUUGACAUCCCAUCCAUCAUAUACAUCAACUCCCAUUUGCCAGCAGAGCUACAGCACAAGUGGCGGCUUUUGUUUUCUUCCAGACUUCACGGAGAAAGCUUUUCACAGCUUUGUGGGCAUAUAGUGAACAAAGGUCCCUGCAUAGUGAUCUUAAGGGACUUAGAUGGCUAUAUCUUUGGUGGGUUUGCAUCUCACUCCUGGGAAGUGAAACCACAGUUUCAAGGUGACAACAGAUGCUUUCUGUUCUCUGUUUCCCCCUCUCUCGCUGUAUAUACAUACACAGGAUACAACGACCACUACAUGUAUUUGAACCAUAGCCAACAAACAAUGCCAAAUGGACUAGGUAUGGGUGGACAACACGAUUACUUCGGCCUCUGGAUAGACAGUGACUACGGGAAAGGACACAGUAAAGCCAAACCUCGAUGUACCACCUACAAUAGCCCUCAGCUGUCAGCUAAAGAGAAUUUUACACUGGAUGCCCUGGAAGUUUGGGCAGUGGGAGACUUGCCUGAAAGUACAGAGACAAAAGGUAAGAAGAGUAUCUUGGAUGUGGAUCCCGAGGCCCAGGCAUUAUUAGAAAUGACGGGAAAAAGUCGGCAGAGCGAAGGUUUACGAGAACCCAUUGAGGAUGACGAAGAUAGCUAAAAGAUUCACAGUAACAUGAAACCCACUUUUUUUUUUGCUCCUGAAUUUUCAUGUUCUUUGGACAGGAUGUUCUUCCUCUUUCGUUAUUUUUCCUUACAUUUACCUAAUUAUCUGGGACUAAGCAUAAGUCUCGUACUUAUGUAACAUUUAGGUCCAGUACAAUAUCCUGCCUGAAGGGUUUAGCCUGGGGAAGCCAGAAAAAUUAACUAGGUAUUUAAAAGAUAUCUAAUGACUAAGUUCUAGCUGAAUGUGAACUUACUAGCAUUUCUGAUAGAUCCUGCCUGCAUAUAGAGUUUAAAAACCAAAGAAUAGCUUAUUGACAGUACUGCUUAUUGACUUGGAGAAUUAAUGUGUAUUUACAUAAAGACUAGCUAAUACUUUGAUUAAGGCUC
Messenger RNA from Cygnus atratus (black swan), 2112 nucleotides. RefSeq names its product MTOR associated protein, eak-7 homolog (gene MEAK7). Bases 314 to 1720 code for a protein of 468 amino acids. The transcript is spliced from 9 exons. Lineage: Eukaryota; Metazoa; Chordata; Aves; Anseriformes; Anatidae. The record is from RefSeq and is a predicted model, not a curated record. Gene Ontology annotation, biological process: TOR signaling.